This is a messenger RNA of Cryptomeria japonica (Japanese cedar), 843 nucleotides long. Its product is annotated as LOB domain-containing protein 16-like. The transcript is spliced from 5 exons. Gene Ontology annotation, cellular component: nucleus. Lineage: Eukaryota; Viridiplantae; Streptophyta; Pinopsida; Cupressales; Cupressaceae. Bases 1 to 843 code for a protein of 280 amino acids. Gene Ontology annotation, biological process: hormone-mediated signaling pathway; positive regulation of DNA-templated transcription. The record is from RefSeq and is a predicted model, not a curated record.
AUGGAGGGAGGAGCACCUUGUGGAGCUUGCAAGUUUCUCAGAAGGAAGUGUGUGAAAGGAUGUGUGUUUUCCCCUUAUUUUUCCACUGAGGAAUUCGGUGCAGCUCAUUUUGGUGCAAUCCAUAAGAUUUUUGGUGCAAGUAAUUUUUCAAAGUUGUUGCAGCGUAUUCCAUCAGAAGAAGAACGAUAUGAUGCAGUUGUGAGCAUAUCGUAUGAAGCCCAGGCUCGCCUCCAUGACCCUAUUUAUGGCUGUGUUUCACACAUCUUCGCCCUUCAACACCAGGUUGCACAUUUACAGGCCCAACUAAGCUUUGCCAACGAAAGGCUGGCUCGUUACCCGGGCAAGAUAACAUUGAAUACCCAGUCCCACAAUCUAAGCCAGAAGGAAGGUGAAAUAGCAAGUGCAUCAUCCAUUACCAGUCCUCCAAAUGACCCACAGUUCAGCUAUCCAAAUGCAGGCAACAAAAUUCCAUUUUACCCUAACAUUACAAAGGAUUGUAAUUCAUGUGUUCCCAUGAACGUGGACUCGUCCGAAGAGUUCCCAUCUGCAUCACAACAAAUGGAUGCUUUUGAAGAGGACAGAAACUCAACUGAGUGGUGCACAUUGACAGGUAAAAUACACCAGAAAACUGGGAAUUUGUCCAGAGGUAGACUGAGAAGAUCGUUCAAGUCACAUAGGCAGCAGUUUAGAUAUUAUAGAAUAUCAGAGAGCCCAUAUUUAGGGUUGGUAUCUGUCUCACUUUUUGAGAUAGGUUUGAACAGUAAAGAGGCUAUUGCUAGGCAUGGGAUGAAGUCAACGCUUGAUAUCCAUGAGUCCCAGAUAGAUAGAAUCCGAUGGUAUUGA